Staurois parvus is the source of this 657-nucleotide messenger RNA. The record is from the annotation of a GenBank genome assembly. NCBI's taxonomy places the organism in Eukaryota, Metazoa, Chordata, Amphibia, Anura, Ranidae.
AUGGAGAAGUCAUUGUGGGACAAGGCAGGUGAUGUUGGCGGAUUGGAAGGACUAAUUCGAUCAGGUACUCCACUGGGAUGUCCUGAGAAGAAGAAGCGUAAAGCCAGUGGACAGGGAUCCUCACUUUCUCCCUUAUCGGAAUAUGCUCCACCGACAAAUACAAGUUCAGAUCACCUCAUCGCCUGCAAUCCAUUUGAUGAUGACUAUAGUAUACCUCCGGUUUCAGGAUACACUUAUUAUGGUAAACUUGGAUAUUCCAACAUUGAAAGCUUUAAUACUUUCAGGAUGCCUCCAGAUACCUCACCAAAAAGGCCUUCUCGCAAUUUUGGCAACCAUAUGCUAAGAGAUCAGCCACCGCCUUUUACAAAAGACCUAAAGGUGAUGGGAAAAUCCUUUCCCUUUAAUUUGGCAGCACAAGAGAAAUCUAAUUUUGAAAGCGAGUCAUUUUUCUACAGCAGUUUAGGCCAAACUAUCACAAUGCCAGGACAGCACUUUAGAGCAAACCAGAAUGAUGAAGACCUCCAACGCAUGACAAGUCUAAAUUCUGCUCCAAGAAAUGACUUCCAGCUUGCUUCUUACAGGCCCCAAUGUGUUAAAAUGAAUGUUGGUCAAAUUGACAGCAAUAGUUCAUUUACACCUACCCAACCACAUUUCUUG